Lachancea lanzarotensis is the source of this 336-nucleotide messenger RNA. RefSeq names its product LALA0S01e15214g1_1 (gene CDC26). Gene Ontology annotation, cellular component: anaphase-promoting complex. NCBI's taxonomy places the organism in Eukaryota, Fungi, Ascomycota, Saccharomycetes, Saccharomycetales, Saccharomycetaceae. The transcript has a single exon. Gene Ontology annotation, biological process: anaphase-promoting complex-dependent catabolic process. The coding region runs from base 1 to 336 and encodes 111 amino acids. The record is from RefSeq and is a predicted model, not a curated record.
AUGAUUAGACGGCAACCUUCUACACUUGGUCUGACAGCAGAGGACGUAGCGGACCUCGAAGCGGAACUAGAAGAGUCCAGGCUACAACGGGAGCUCAAAACCCAGCAGCGUAAUCUUCACCGUGCUUCUGGUGGUGCAGCUUACAACCGCAGCACCAAUGAAUUGUCGACGGCGUUGCCCAGAGACAGCCAUGACAGUCCGCUUCGAAAAAUGCCACCACGAGCAUCGGUCGUGGAUGAGCAACGGCCACCUUCAGAAACUCACAAUAGCAGAUUGGAGGGAUCCCAUUCUCAGACAGCGGCAGGUGGGAGCAAUCCCUUCUAUACAGAAAGGUAG